AUUAUAUAGACGCCAACGAACGUAUACGAAGGAGAGAGAGUAGCUUUUUUUUUGCUGCUUUACGUGAAGAGACCGUUGUGUUUGUUGGCUUUUAAAUUUUUAAAUAGACUCCUUAUAACCUUUUCUUUUACCAUUGACGUGCACGUUGGGUGGACAGGGGAACGCCGAAAUUUACGAAGAGUUCGUCAUGUUCGUUAAGUGAGAAGCAUUUCAGUUGUUUUUUUCGUUCAGUGUUUGGGUUCCUCCAUUGAGAUACAGAAAAAAACUAGCAACAGGAAGUAAGAGGAGCAGCAAGGGGAAAAAAGAAGGUACAGAAAAUUGUUGAGAAACAGCUCAAAACAUUUUGGAAGUAUGACUAGCACGGACAUAAAUGAGAGGAUCCUGAUCUCUAAGCCAACUGUGGCCAGGAACCUGUUCAACAGGAUGCUCAGGGAGCCUGGAAUCUCUGACAGAUUCAUACCAACAAGGGCCAACAACAGUUGGGAUACAAAUUUUGCAACAAUACAGGACUCCUCGAGUGGGUCUCCAACUGGAAAGAAGGCUAGAGAGAACAAUGAUUCACCCAGGGACACAUCAGCUUACCAUUGCUUGCUGAGGAAUGAGCUGCUUGGAGAUAAUAUUGAGGACAUAAAGACACAGUGUGACGAUAGGCAGGCACUCACUCCCAAUCAGAAGAACCUUUUCAAAUAUGGCACUCCAGCAAGGAUACGGAACGAGAAGACACCAAUAAAGCUGCAAUCGAAUCCGUACUCGUUGUCCCCUUUGAGUCAAAGCAGUCAGCGGCUUCUGAGGUCACCUCAUAAGGCGACGAGGAAAAUUUCCAGAAUUCCUUUUAAGGUGCUGGACGCGCCCGAACUUCAGGACGAUUUCUAUUUGAAUUUGGUGGAUUGGUCCGUGCAGAACGUACUUAGUGUGGGAUUGGGAAAUUGCGUUUACCUUUGGUCAGCCUGCACUAGCCAGGUGACGAGGUUGUGCGACCUCUCUGGAGAUAGCAAUGCCGUUACCUCGGUGGCAUGGAGCGAGCGAGGGCAGAUGGUGGCCGUUGGGACGCACCACGGGUACGUGACAGUUUGGGAUGUGGCCGCCAACAAGCAAGUUAACAAGUUGCAAGGGCACACGGCAAGGGUGGGUGCCCUCGCAUGGAACGGGGACGUGCUCAGUUCGGGGAGCAGAGACAGGAUUAUUUUGCAAAGGGACACGCGGACGCCUCCGACUGUGAUUGAACGACGAUUGGGUGGACACAGGCAGGAAGUGUGCGGACUGAAAUGGUCGCCGGAUAACCAAUAUUUGGCUUCAGGUGGCAACGACAAUAGAUUAUAUGUGUGGAACAUGCAGUCUCUGUCACCCGUGCAGACAUAUACCGAUCACCUAGCUGCGGUCAAAGCCAUUGCGUGGUCACCUCAUCACCACGGUCUUCUUGCCUCCGGCGGUGGAACCGCAGAUAGGUGCAUUCGUUUUUGGAAUACCCUGACCGGACAACCGAUGCAAUACGUGGAUACCGGAUCACAAGUGUGCAAUUUGGCGUGGUCUAAACAUAGUUCGGAGCUCGUAUCGACUCACGGCUACUCCCAGAACCAGAUAUUGGUAUGGAAGUAUCCGAGUUUGACUCAAGUGGCGAAGUUGACGGGGCAUUCCUACCGAGUACUCUAUCUCGCUUUAUCCCCGGACGGAGAAGCUAUUGUGACAGGGGCGGGCGAUGAGACGUUGCGCUUCUGGAAUGUCUUCAGUAAAGCGCGAUCGCAGAAGGAGACGCGAUCAGUUUUGAGCCUGUACACUGGCAUUCGCUAAUUAGUGGAUAUUCUUAAUAUUAAUUAACUUGUAAUUAUAGGAUGCAGAAAUCAACAUAAUUUACUUCCUACUAUAUUAUAU
Messenger RNA from Nicrophorus vespilloides, 1869 nucleotides. It is a transcript of the gene fzr, whose product is annotated as fizzy-related protein homolog. The transcript is spliced from 4 exons. The record is from RefSeq and is a predicted model, not a curated record. Gene Ontology annotation, molecular function: ubiquitin ligase activator activity; protein binding; anaphase-promoting complex binding. Gene Ontology annotation, biological process: anaphase-promoting complex-dependent catabolic process; positive regulation of ubiquitin protein ligase activity; positive regulation of anaphase-promoting complex-dependent catabolic process. Gene Ontology annotation, cellular component: anaphase-promoting complex. Lineage: Eukaryota; Metazoa; Arthropoda; Insecta; Coleoptera; Silphidae. The coding region runs from base 352 to 1788 and encodes 478 amino acids.